Messenger RNA from Camelina sativa (false flax), 2602 nucleotides. NCBI's taxonomy places the organism in Eukaryota, Viridiplantae, Streptophyta, Magnoliopsida, Brassicales, Brassicaceae. The record is from RefSeq and is a predicted model, not a curated record.
UUGGUACUUGGUAUAUAUGGUCUUUUGCUUGAAAUGUCUAGAGUAGUUUUGUUCCCCUCUUCGCUUAUAAACUUGAUUUAUAGUUCAUAACUUGGAGGCCGUGACUUUCAGAAUUUUCAUUGGAAAGUUAGAGAAUAUGGAGAGUUCAUAUAGGCUUUUGUUGGUUUUCCUUGUAACUUUCGCUACAAUUCACUUUGUUCAAGCUCAGGACGAAGGAUUUAUCAGUUUGGAUUGCGGGUUAUCCCGGAGUGAACAGUCUCCUUAUACUGAGUCUGCAACUGGAUUACAGUACUCAUCAGAUUCAAGUUAUAUCCAAACUGGAAAAAUUGCUAGGAUUCAGAGAGAUCUUGAGGGACCUCACUUAAAGCCUCAAACAACGGUUAGAUACUUUCCAGACGGAAUACGCAACUGUUACAAUAUUACGGUGAAGCAAGGAACCAAGUAUAUGAUCAGAGUUAGAGCAAUAUAUGGGAAUUACGACGGUCUUAAUACUUAUCCUAGAUUUGACUUGUACAUAGGCCCUAAUUUCUGGAUAACACUAGACACUAAAGAGUAUGUCCGGAAGGAGAUCGUUCACAUCCCAAGAUCAAACAUGUUGGACCUGUGCCUUGUCAAGACGGACACGUCCACGCCAUUUAUAUCGGCCAUCGAAAUGAGACCGCUACCAAAUAACAGUUAUAUCACCACAUCCGGUUCGUUGAAAUUGUUUUCGCGGUAUUAUUUUAGCAAUUUAGAGGACAUACUACGGUACUCCGAGGAUGUCUAUGACAGAAUGUGGAAUUAUUACAAUCAAACAGACUGGAAGCAGAUAUCCACAAGUCUUACGGUGAACACUUCAGAUAGUUUCCGUCUUCCUCAAAAUGCUAUCAAAACCGCUGCAACAUCUGCGAAUGCCAGCGAGCCAUUGAUAGAUAUCGAGUUUCCGGAAUCUGCUAAUGAUAAAGUUUACAUUUACCUCCACUUUGCUGAGGUCGAAGCCUUAAAAGCCAAUGAGACUAGAGAGUUCGACAUUUCUUUAAACGGAGAAUCCAUAAAAGAAUCGUACAAGCCUUUAUAUCUUCAGUCCGAAACAAACUUGUCUUCAAAUGGGUUGACGGGAACUAUAGACGCUGGAAUUCAAAAUCUAACCCAUCUAGAAAAGUUGGACUUGUCAAAUAAUAGUUUGACUGGAUUAAUUCCCGAAUUUCUAGCUAACAUGAAAUCCUUGAUGAUCAUAAAUUUGAGCAAGAACCAGCUGAAUGAUUCAAUUCCACAAGCUCUCCGCGAUAGAGAAAAGGAAGGACUGAAGUUAUCUGUUGAUGGACAUGCUAUAUCAUGUCUACCUGGUUCAUGUGUCUCAAAGAAGAAAUUUCCGGUGUUGAUUGUUGCACUAGUUGCUUCAGUGGUGGUUGUGGUCAUAGUAAUGGUACUGGUUUUCAUUUUUGUGUUCAGAAAGAAAAAGACAUCAGAUCAUGUGGAAGCAAUACCCCGGUCAGCAGUUACUACACGGGCGAAUUUCACGUCCACGAAUACAUCUGAGACAUCCAUCGAGACGAAAAAGAGAAGGUUCAGUUAUGCAGAGGUAAUGCAAAUGACAAACAACUUGGAAAGAGCUCUAGGUGAAGGAGGGUUUGGUGUCGUUUAUCAUGGUUAUCUGAACGGUUCUCAGCAAGUAGCUGUUAAAGUACUUUCUGAAUCAUCAUCACAAGGCUAUAAACACUUCAAAGCAGAGGUUGAACUUCUUCUGAGGGUUCACCACAUAAAUUUGGUAAACCUUGUUGGGUAUUGCGAUGAACGAGAUCACUUGGCUCUCAUCUAUGAAUACAUGCCCAGUGGAGACUUAAAAGAACAUUUAUCAGGAAAACGAGGUGGCUCUGUUUUGAAUUGGACCACUCGAUUACGAAUAGCUGCCGAUGCUGCACUAGGAUUGGAAUACUUACAUAUUGGAUGCCAACCAUCAAUGGUGCACAGAGAUGUCAAAAGUACAAACAUAUUGCUGGGCGAGCAGUUCUCAGCCAAAAUUGCAGAUUUUGGCCUUUCAAGAUCUUUUCAACUUGGAGAUGAAUCCCAUGUUUCGACGGUUGUUGCUGGUACUCCUGGAUAUCUUGACCCUGAAUAUUACAGAACAGGUCGGUUGGCAGAAAUGAGUGAUGUCUAUAGUUUUGGGAUUGUAUUAUUGGAGAUAAUCACAAAUCAACGUGUCAUUGAUCAAAGCCGUGAAAAGCCCCACAUAACAGAAUGGACUGCGUUUAUGCUCAAUAGAGGAGAUAUAACCAGAAUCAUGGAUCCUAAACUUCACGGUGAUUACAACUCUCGUUCUGUUUGGAGAGCUGUUGAAUUGGCUAUGUUGUGUGCAAACCCUUCUUCAGAGAAACGACCAACCAUGUCCCAAGUUGUUAUCGAACUAAAAGAGUGUCUUUCUUCUGAAAACUCGAUGAAAGGUAAGAAUCAAGACACAGAAUCUCAUGGUUCAUUCGAAAUGAGCAUGAGCUUUGACACAAAAGCUGUGCCUAGUGCAAGGUAGUAUUUGCAAAGAAGCCUUGUUUGUGUCAGUGAUGUACUUGUGCUUUUGGUAUGGUUUUUUUUUUUGUCAAAGAAGUGCUUCAAUUUGUGAUUAAGAAAA